GAAUAGAUAGAAGAAGAAGAGAAAAAGAAGGAGGUGAUGGUGGAAGAGAAGGAAGAUGAGAAGGAGCAAGAGAGAAGAGGAAGAUACGAGCUUGAGUAUCAGAUUGAAGCUUGUGAAAGAAACGAGUUCUUUUAAUUCACUCUUGAUUAUUAUUUAGUAUCGUGCGUGCAAACUUGUUUGAACGAUGUGUUUUCUUUGUUUCGUCAUCUAAGUGUUUUCUUUUUCUUGUUUUCAUGAAAUAAGUCAUAAAAAAAAGUAACAAUGUGUUUAAAAAAAAUUUGUCAAGUUUCACCGUUAAUUUUAGUUCAAUUGAAUGUAAUAAUCACUGUGAUAUUAAUUGUAAGUGUAAAAGCUUACACGAUACCAGAACCAUUAUUCGAAGUACUUGGAUCAAAAGGAUUACGUAUUUCUAUAGAAGAUGCUCCGGGCUUGCAAUAUUUUACGUUUCAUGGAAAUUUAAAUAAAGCAAUAUAUUCGGGAGACCCUGGCGAAUUAUUUGGUGAUGUGUUUCGAGCUAAAAAUGGACGAUGGACAUUAGAAAAAGCAAACGUUUUCUUACAAGAAGGAGAUGUUGUUAAUUAUUGGAUAUAUGUACAAGUUAAUAAUACAAAUUCCAUUAAAGAAAAUCAAAGAUAUGUGGUUGGCGCGAAUUCAAAAAAAUCUACAACUGCAUCACCAGUUAUCGUUAAUCCAAGUACUACAAAAGACCAAUUGAUAUUCAGCGAGGAUUUUAAUAAUUUAGAUGAAUCACUUUGGUCGCGUGAUAUAAAAAUGCCAUUAGAACCUGAUUACGAAUUUUGCGUUUAUCAUAAUGACAAUCAUCAGAAGCUCGUUGAGAUCGAUAAUGGUAUUCUUCGUAUUAAUCCGAUUAUUUUAGAAGAUUCGUACGGAGAAAAUAUAACUUCGUAUGGAACGUUACAACUUGCUGAUUGCACCAGCAAUGUCCCGCAGGAAUGUUUUCGAAAUGCUUUGUCUUAUAGUAUUUUGCCACCUGUUAUAUCAGCUAGAUUUAAUACAAAAAAUCGAUUUGCAUUCAAGUAUGGUAAAAUCGAAAUCCGUGCUAAAUUUCCUGAAGGUGAUUGGUUAUAUCCAGAACUAUGGUUGGAACCACUUUAUUCUCUUUACGGCCCUAAUUAUGCUAGCGGUCGUGUUCUUCUUGGUUUUGCUCGUGGAAACGAUAAUCUCGUCGAUGCCGAAAAUUUAGAGAAAAUUUACGACGCUAGAAAAUUGGAAUUUGGAUUGAGAUCAGGUUCUCCGACGAUCUAUGAAGAUAUUAUUCAGAAAACAGUGGAUCGUGAUUCUAAAUGGAACAAAGAUUUUCACGUAUAUACAACUAUAUGGGAUGCUAAUGGAUUCAAAUUUUUAGCAGAUGGCGAAGAAAUUGGUCGUUUACUUCCUACGGUAAACGGAUGGUUACAUAAUAAUAAUAGUAAUGUUCAUGGUAUGACAAAAAUCGCUCCAUUUGAUCAAGAGUUCUAUAUCAGUAUAGGUAUAGGUGUUGGUGGUCUAAGAGUUUUCCCAGACAAAACAAUCAGUUCUGGUUAUAAAAAACCUUGGAAAAAUGUAGGCGCUAAGCCAAUGCUACAGUUUUGGCACUCUAGAAGUCAAUGGUUACCAAGUUGGAGGCGAGAUAACAGUAAGAAAAGGGCUUUAGAAAUAGACUACGUGAAAGUCUGGUCGUUGUAACGAAAAGUAAACUAUAUAAUUGUUUCUUUAUACGUACUUUAAAAAUAUACAAUAACAUACAAAAUGUAA
This is a messenger RNA of Vespula pensylvanica (western yellowjacket), 1755 nucleotides long. RefSeq names its product beta-1,3-glucan-binding protein-like. Gene Ontology annotation, molecular function: carbohydrate binding; hydrolase activity, hydrolyzing O-glycosyl compounds. Lineage: Eukaryota; Metazoa; Arthropoda; Insecta; Hymenoptera; Vespidae. Gene Ontology annotation, biological process: carbohydrate metabolic process. The transcript has 8 exons. The coding region runs from base 262 to 1686 and encodes 474 amino acids. The record is from RefSeq and is a predicted model, not a curated record.